Messenger RNA from Klebsormidium nitens, 1701 nucleotides. The record is from the annotation of a GenBank genome assembly. NCBI's taxonomy places the organism in Eukaryota, Viridiplantae, Streptophyta, Klebsormidiophyceae, Klebsormidiales, Klebsormidiaceae.
CCAGGUUGCUGUCAGACAUUUCUGAUGUCAGAGGCGGCGCGCUUUAUAGGAGCUAUCUCCCUCUCCUGAGGGCAUCCCUGGACCGACAAGAAGCUUGUGCAUUCCAAAAACAGGGGCAGGGCAGGGCCAGGGAUUGGUGCAUUUGGCAAUACGCGCAACAAUGCAGAUUUACGGAAAACAAUGAGAGGUUUUAUAGGUGCACAGGGUGCGGUCCAUCAUCACGUCUAAACGCUCUCGCUGCAAAGAGAGAUGCAGACCGUCUGGUUAUGCAGUUGCGAGGGGUCGGGCAAACACCCUGCAACAGCAUCCAUAGAUACUCACUUCAGUCAUUGAUCUGAAACAGCUCUAACACAACGUAUCAUCUCUGGACCAAAUUACUCCUGCGCUGAUUGAAAUCGGAAUGGGAUUCCUCUUCGAGGUCUGCGUCGAUUCUGUUGAAUCGGCGCUUGAAGCACAGGCAGGUGGAGCUCACAGAAUAGAGCUAUGUGCCAACUUCAUGGAGGGGGGUACGACCCCCAGCAUAGGAAUGGUGAAGACGAUUCGUUCGCUGGCCAAGUUCCCCGUCUACAUCUUGAUCCGGCCAAGAGGAGGGGACUUCUUAUACUCAGACUACGAGUUGCAGGUUAUGCGAGAGGACAUAAAAGCCUGCGCCGCUCUGGGGGCCAACGGGAUCGUGCUGGGAGUUCUCAAUGCUGCGGGAGAGAUCGAUGUUGAACGAAUGAAGCCGUUCGUGGCCCUGUGCAAGCGGCUGGGGCUCGACAUAACCUUCCACCGAGCGUUCGACGUCUGCAGAGACCCUCUGCAAGCCCUGGAGACCCUGAUCGAGCUGGAGAUUCCCCGGGUGCUGACUUCAGGGCAGCAGACGACCGCUGCUCAGGGCGUACCCGUGUUGAAGAGCCUGGUUGAGGCCGCCCGGGGGAGAAUCAAGGUCAUGGCCGGAGCUGGCGUGUCCGAGGCGAACGCUGCGGACAUCGUGCGGCGCGCGGGCGUCCGUGAGCUGCACGGCAGUGCGCGCGUGGCGAUGCGCAGCAGGAUGAAGUUCCUCAACCCCGAGGUGUCCUUCGACCGCUGCACCAGUUCAGUCAUGCCCGGGGACCAGGAAUGGAUGGUAACGGACCGGGCCAAGGUAGCGGGGAUACUGCGAGUUGCUGGGGAAGCCUUCUCUCAGCUGGAGGAUUAGAAGAAUUGUUGCGCAGAACCGCGAUGGAGGACUGAGAGACAGUGACCCGGUCAUGGCGGCAGACAUUCUCGUUUACUUGAGCCGCAGGUCUCUUCCACCGUGGAAGCCCCAUUGCUUCGAAUGGGGCUUCCACAUAGAGCAGUUUUGCACGCAUGUGCGUUCAGAGCUUAUGGUGGUAAUGCGGACGUGGGAAGCCUGUAAUUCUUUAGGCGAAGUUAGCGACGCCGACGCUCAAAGAUUUCAAGACGUCACAAUUGUUUCUAGAGCCUGUUUCUGUUUGUACGUUUUAAGCUUUCAGAGUGUUACAGCUACAGAUGUCAAAGCCGAAUUUGAGGACCUACCCGGUGGUGCAACUGGCGCGAAUUAGCCGUUAGCCUUAAAUCGUCUUUAAACGACGAAUUGCAUCGCAAGAUAUCCAGUUAUUAAAAUAUAUCGACUCAGCUUCCAAUGUUGUCCAUUCUUGUUGGUUUAACCUUGCGUGUGACGUACCAAGCUCGUCACAACUUUCCGGCCGGAUAUCU